CUGGAGCCGCCCGAGGAGCCACUGGCGCCUCCCGGCCGAUUGGCGCCCAAGCCCUCCCGCGGCGCCCUGCUGGCCGCCGUCCUCGUCACCCUUCUCUUCCUCUCCUUCAUCCGCUUCUUCCACCUCUGGGCGAGCUCGGCGCUUCGGCGAGGCGGCGGCGCCGCCGACGGACCCUGCACCGACCCGUGCCGGAUCGUCCUGGUCGAGAGCAUCCCGGAGGGAAUGAGCUACGGCGGCGCCGGAUCCCGCAACCCUUCCACGUUCGACGCGUGGCUCAACCUCGUCGGCGGCGCCCGCCGCAGCCUCGACAUCGCCGCCUUCUACUGGACCAUGACCAACGAGGACACGCAGACCCAGGAGCCUUCGGCCUCGCAGGGCGAGCGGAUCCUGGAGGAGCUCCUCGAGCUGCCGGCCCGCGGCGUCUCCGUCCGGGUGGCCGUCAACACCCCGUCCUCCAAGUUCCCCCUGAGCGACCUGCGGGCGCUCGAGCGCAGCGGAGCCGCGGUGAGGACGGUCGACAUGCCCCGGCUCACCCGCGGGGUGCUGCACACCAAGUUUUGGAUCGUGGACGGCGCCCACCUCUACAUCGGCAGCGCCAACAUGGACUGGCGCUCCCUCACCCAGGUGAAGGAGCUGGGCGCCGCCGUCUACAACUGCAGCUGCUUGGCGCGGGACCUGGGCAAGGUCUUCGAAGCCUACUGGGUGCUGGGUGUGCCCAACGCCUCCAUCCCCGCGCCGUGGCCGGCCGCGUUCUCCACCUCCUUCAACAUGGAGACGCCGUUGGAGCUCAACCUCAACGACACGCCGGCCGCCGUCUACUUCUCGAGCGCCCCGCCGUCCCUCUGCGCCCCGGGCCGCACCGAGGACCUCCGCGCCCUGCUCAGCGUCAUCGACGCCGCCGAGGACUUCGUGCACGUGGCGGUGAUGAGCUACCUGCCCACCAUGGAGUUCUCCUACCCCAAGAGAUUUUGGCCGGCCAUCGAUAACCGCCUCCGGAAGGCCGUCUUCGAACGCCGGGUGAAGGUUCGCCUCCUGGUGGGCUGCUGGCCGCACUCCAAGGCGGAGAUGUUCCCCUUCCUCAAAUCCCUGGCCGCCGUCGGCGACAACCGCACGCGCUACAGCGUGGAGGUGGUGGGUACCGCGCGCCGCCGCCGACCGCGUGUCCCCCGCCCCCCG
Oxyura jamaicensis (ruddy duck) is the source of this 1176-nucleotide messenger RNA. RefSeq names its product phospholipase D family member 3 (gene PLD3). The record is from RefSeq and is a predicted model, not a curated record. Gene Ontology annotation, molecular function: catalytic activity. The annotation marks the transcript as partial. The transcript has 8 exons. NCBI's taxonomy places the organism in Eukaryota, Metazoa, Chordata, Aves, Anseriformes, Anatidae.